GGCUACAACCGUCCCCGAGCAUAUAUCGCUGCGCAGGGUCCUCUCAAGUCCACGUUCGAGGAUUUUUGGAGGAUGGUGUGGGAGCAGAACACUGGAAUCAUUGUAAUGAUCACAAACCUGGUGGAGAAAGGAAGAAGGAAAUGUGACCAGUACUGGCCGAUGGAGAACAGCGAGCAGUACGGGAACAUCGUGGUGACGCUGAAAAGCACCAAAGUGCACGCCUGCUACACACUGCGGCGUUUCCAUAUCAGGAACACUAAAGUUAAAAAGAGCCAGAAGGGGAAUCCAAAGGGGAAGCUGAAUGAACGCAUUGUGGUCCAGUAUCACUACACUCAGUGGCCUGACAUGGGAGUACCAGAAUACACCCUCCCCGUGCUCACGUUCAUCAACCGCUCAUCAGCAGCCGCUCACUCUGCAGACAUGGGUCCCGUCCUGGUGCACUGCAGUGCAGGGGUUGGGCGCACAGGAACAUACAUCGUCAUUGACAGCAUGCUGCGACAAAUCAAGGACAAAAGCACAGUCAGUGUCCUGGAUUUCCUCAAACACAUCCGCACACAACGCAACUACCUAGUGCAGACGGAGGAGCAAUAUGUUUUCAUCCAUGAUGCUCUGACGGAGGCGAUCCUGUGCAAAGAGACAGAGGUGCCUGCCUGGCAGCUGCACGGUUACGUCAACAGCAUCCUCACGCCCAACUCCACAGGCUACACGCGGCUGGAGAAGCAGUUCAGGCUUCUGACUCAGUGCAACACGCGCUUCGUCGAGUGCUUUAGUGCCCACAAAGACUGCAACAAGGAAAAGAACCGCAACUCCUCAGUGGUUCCCUCGGAGCGAGCAAGGGUUGGACUCACCACUUUGCCUGGAAUGAAAGGAACAGAUUACAUUAACGCGUCCUACAUAAUGGGUUACUACAGGAGUAAUGAGUUCAUCGUGACCCAGCAUCCCUUGCCCCACACCACCACAGACUUCUGGAGGAUGAUUUGGGACCAUAAUGCUCAAAUCAUUGUCAUGUUGCCUGACAACCAAGGCCUGGCUGAGGAUGAAUUUGUUUACUGGCCAAGUCGUGAAGAGGCCAUGAACUGCAUCGCCUUCACCGUCACACUCAUCAGCAAGGACAGACUGUGCCUCUCAAACGAGGAGCAGAUCAUCAUUCAUGACUUCAUCUUAGAAGCCACUCAGGAUGACUAUGUUCUGGAAGUGAGACAUUUUCAGUGCCCGAAAUGGCCGAACCCUGAUGCUCCGCUCAGCAGCACCUUUGAGCUCAUCGGCGUCAUCAAGGAGGAGGCGAUGACCCGAGACGGCCCCACCAUCGUGCACGAUGAGUACGGAGCAGUGUCGGCAGGAAUGUUCUGCGCCCUCACCACGCUCUCCCAGCAGCUGGAGAACGAGGGCGUCGUCGACAUCUAUCAGGUGGCAAAGAUGAUCAACCUCAUGAGGCCGGGAGUCUUCACUGAUAUAGAGCAGUACCAGUACCUUUACAAAGCCAUGCUCAGCCUGGUGAGUAACAGAGAGUGUGGCCUGAGCCCCAUGCACAUGGACACUAAUGGAGUGAUGGUGACAGCGGACGAGUCGGACCCUGCAGAGAGCAUGGAGUCGCUCGUCUGAGGACAAUUCCCACGGGCACUUAAUUUGUAAAAAAACAAAAAAAAAAAAGAUCGGAGAACUUUUCUGAGGCCUUUUUUUUGCCGGACUCUUGAUUAAAUGAAAUAACCUUAUUACUUUUUUUAUACUGAUAAAAGGUUUUUUGAUA
Messenger RNA from Solea senegalensis (Senegalese sole), 1747 nucleotides. RefSeq names its product receptor-type tyrosine-protein phosphatase gamma-like. Gene Ontology annotation, biological process: protein dephosphorylation. The record is from RefSeq and is a predicted model, not a curated record. Gene Ontology annotation, molecular function: protein tyrosine phosphatase activity. The transcript has 12 exons. Lineage: Eukaryota; Metazoa; Chordata; Actinopteri; Pleuronectiformes; Soleidae. The annotation marks the transcript as partial.